Molecule: messenger RNA, 5609 nt
Organism: Geodia barretti
Lineage: Eukaryota; Metazoa; Porifera; Demospongiae; Tetractinellida; Geodiidae
Source: the annotation of a GenBank genome assembly
GAUAUAGUGCUAUUUCUGUAUCUCGUGUGUCCAGGCAAUUUUGUGGUGGUGGUGGGUUGGGUGGUGGGAAUGGGGGAUCACACCAGUCAUGUAGUGCUUAAACAACCGAAUUCUGCUCUGUCGUUUCUCGAAACGGUGAGUCGUGUCGAAUUGCCCUCUAUAGCAAGUCAUUGAUGGUUGGAGGUGUUCGUCGUGUACGUAGUGCAAAAUCGUAUUCGAUAUCUUCAUGUGGAGUUUGAAUACGCAGUCGAAAGCAAGUUCAUCAGAGCCUCAUAAUGGCCGUCUCCAACUUCAAUGGUAGUCCAAGACUAAGUGUGCACGAGUGGUGAUUUGUGUAAGUGUUUAAUCAUGUGUAAAUAUGCAUGUACAUACAUACUCCAGUGUCAGCAUUGGCACAUGGACGAUUUAAGACAGUCAAAAUACUAACCAGGGGGUUUCACAAGUUCUAAUGGUUUAGAUUUCUAUUUAGCUUCAUGUGAAGCGAAGUCAGGUUUUGAUUCACGUUUAACCCAGUUACAUAGUACUGUUGUGUUCUCUUUGAGCCUAAUUAGCUUUUGGCUAUUGUGGAGUCCCUUUCAGCUUUUUUCUGUAACUUUUUGCGUUUAUGUGGAGCCCCGAUAGCCAGCUGUUAGUUCCUUCAAGUCACAUUUGCCGUUUGUUUCUUGCAGUGCCCAGUUUGCAGGUUCUCGUGGACCUCAGGGUUUUGCUUUAGGUUUUUAUUCUUGUAGAGCCCCAGUCAGUUUUUUGGUUCUUGUGUAGUCAUAGACCACACGUACAUAAGGGAAGCCUCAGUGUAUAACUUCAUAACGUGAGAGUUUAGCAAAAGAAAAUAAGAAUACCUUUUAGUUUCAUUUUUAUCUACUUGUGCACUUCUUUCUGCCUCCAGAGGAAAGAGCGCAGAGCGAGACAGGUGAGUUCAUCAGUACAGUUAUGUGCAUACAAAUGUUUCAUUGAGCGAUUAUUAACCCUUGGCGUGCAUUCACAGCAAGGGUUGCAGUACUUUGUCUGUGUGUCUGUCUGUUACCAUGUUUUCUGUCACUAGGCCAAGAACGAUAACAAUUACAAAUCAAAAGCACUAAAGUGCAAACCCUCAGCGAACUGCGCAUGCGCGGUACCGCUAAUUGAUGGGCUGGGCUAUUAGUAUGUGUUUACUCGUGGUAUCCUGCUAGUAGCUCGCAGGGAGUCUGACACGGGCUAGCUACAGUAGUAGAUAGCAUGCGAGAGUCGAUACACGCCCUUCUUGUACCUUCAAGAUACACAGAGCAAGCAGACCCGGUCGAGGUUAAUAAGCACGUGCACAUUUUCCGCAGCGAUAAAAUGGGCGACUACGCACUAGCCUACAAUGGUGGAAGCGCUCUAGCUUUGCAAUGGAGCGUUUUCAGAGAAACCGUUCGAAAUUUCUGAUCUUCAUUGCCCGUUAAGUAGGUGGUAUCCUUUGUGAGACGAAUGAACACUCGAGAAGUGAGAUGAAGAGUAACAGACACACACACAGACAGACCCAAUUACAGUAACCCUCGCUGCGCAUGCGCGCCGAGGGUAGACCUAUGUACACUGUUUAAGAAUAAUGGAAGUUCUCUGUUACAGAGUUCUGGUGUGAAAAGUGAAUGAGCCAUUAUGCAAACUAGCAUUGGCUUACUGCGACCAGAUCUGCCUGCUUUGUGUACCUUUGAGAAACCAGAAGUUUCAACGUAUUGAGUACUGCAUGCUACUGUAUCUACUAUCCUAGUUAUGCAGGUCAGGCAUGUACUUUGCCCAGUCGAGAGAAAACAGCUUAUGGGAUUGUAAUGCGCGUUUCUAGUUUACCGAAGAUAUUGUUGCUGGAAGCACGUCAACCCUCAGAUUGAGAUAUUGCACCAGGAUAGCCUGAAGUGUACAUUACCAAUCGAUGGGUUGGACCAUGCCACACCGAUGUCAGUUUAAUACGGGGUAGCAUCAUCAGUUAGUAGCGUUUUGUAGCCACGCAGGCUGUAUGCUUUAUCUCCGAGUAACUUCAUUCCUCCUGUGAGUGUUGAAUGGGCAACUCACUGCUAAUGCAGACCAAUAGCUACUAUGUUGCAAGGUGUAUGUGAGUUGCUUUGUCCUUUCUGCCAGAUGCCAAAACACUUUGUGACUAGUAUCAACCCUCAGAGCACAUGCGCAGCGAGGGUUACAGUUGUUCGUAAGUGUGUGUGUCUGUCCGUCUGUCUGUUACCACGUUUUCUACCACCACAUGCAACGACAUGACAAAAGAGCAAUACUAAACACUUCAGCGCUACACUGGCUUGUUUUUAAAUUAUGAAAGUACUGUGUGCGAGAGUUAUGGCGUGAACACAGGCUUACCUCGGCAGACCCACUUUCUCUCUGCGUACCUUGUAGGCACCGGGAUUUUCAAUGCAGGGCGAGUGUCGACUCCCACAGGCUAUCUAGUUGUAUAACUGGCCUGUCACGGACUCUGCGACUUGGCAAAAGACCACGAGUAUGUACUGUACACUAGUAAAAAUAGCCCCGCCCAUCAAUUAGCAGUACACACAGCGUAUAAAUACACGCAUGCGUUUCGACUUCACCGAGGGUUUGCACUUUUGUGCUUUUCAUUAAUUAACCUGUUGCACAGCAGUAGAAUUUCCUAUGCAUUUUCUCUCGAAAGAGUGUGAUGAAGGCUCAAGAGGGAUGAUUGAUGUCCAAUUUAAGUAGAAAUGAAAAAGCACUGAUGUGCAAACCCUCGGCGAACUGUGCAUGCACGGUACCGCUAUGAUGGGUUGGGCUAUUAGUAUGCUCGUGGUCUCCACGCUAGUAGCUCGUAUAGAGUCUGACAUGGGCGAGCUACAGCAAUAGAUAGCAUGCGGGAGUCAAUACACGCCUUCGUUGUGACUUCAAGAUACACAGAGCAAGCGGGCGGACCAGCUCGAGGUGAGCCUGUUCUAAUUAGCAAUUGGCUUUUUGGCUUUCACGCUGUAACUCCCUAACGCAGCAGUAAAACCCCACAUAUUCUUCGACCUUCAUCCGAACGUGUGCACAAGCAUAAAAACUGAAUACGUGGUGGUGUUUGUGGAGCGAUUGGUAGCUUGGUGAGUGAGAUGUAAGGUAACAGACUGACUUACAGACAGACAGACACACACGACAACUACCGUAACCCUCGCUGCGCAUGCAUGCCGAUGGUUAAUUGUAGCUGACUUUUAUUACGUAGAAUUAAGCAUGAGUUUGCCGUGGCACUUUUCACUGAAGCUAUUGUGGAUUUUAUGUUCAUCGUUGUGUUACCUACAGGACACUGAAUAUGAGACAGAUGCAGUUGUGACAAGAGAAAGGGACAGAGAAUUCUCUCACAGGAGUAGCAGGCCCCAGUACCAGCCUCAUGUCGACCCCCAGAAGCUACAUGACCAGAAUAGAGCAGCAAAAGAACAAGGCAGAACGAGGAAGGCCAGUUCAAGUCGAUCAUCCAGCCACUCUUUCUCCAGGUCUCGAUCCUACUCGUCCUAUUCAUCUACUGCUAGUUCAACAAGUGGGAGCAGAUCCCGUAGUACCAGUUCUGUUUCUCAUUCAUCCUACUCUUCCUAUACACGAUCAUCUUAUUCAUCCUCCCGACGAUCAUUUUCAACUUCCCCUCACUCUCGCCGAAUACGAAAGAAACAACUUCCACUUGACAGAGAUUCCCAUGGUGAACCAAGAUUAAAACCCUCUUCGUCAAACUUUUCUUCUUCACGACAUUACCCUCCAUCCUCACAGUGGCAUGAUGACAGCUAUAAGCUUCAUUCUUCACGGUCUCCUCCACGUGCCAGGAAAGGAUAUCCCCUCCAUUCACGCCAUAGUUCCAGAGAUUACCAUGACUAUCCUCCUGCGAAAAGACGUCACACUGACUAUCCUGAGUAUCAUCGCGGCCCUCCACCAGGUGAAAGGCGUCGCUUGCACAGUCCCCCUCCCCCCUCCCCCACCUCCUGCCCUCCAGAGGAAGGAGAGAAUCAUACGGCAUGUGCGUAGGAGCCCUCUACCUCGUUCACCCCCACCUCACACAAGUAGUAGGUCUGUCUACAGCCACAGGCCACCCUCGCCUCCCUCUCGUUACCCUCUCCAUCGUCAUAGUCAUAGACCAUAUAGGCGUUCCUACUCCCCACCACCCCCCUCUGUACAUUCCCGUGAUGCCAGACUGAGAAGAGAGGUUAUAUCUGAUCACAUACAAUCUCGACCAUCGCGAGACAUGCGAUCUCUGUGUGGCCCACCAAUUCAUGUCCGUGACCGCCCACACAACCGAUCCCCAGAUAGACGGCUUCUUCGACCUCCUCCCAGAAGACCGUCCUACUCAUCUAUUUCUCGUAAUUCUCUACGAACUAGGCGAUUGGAUAUCGGCAGGAGACGAGACGUUCGUCCUCCCAUCAGAAGUGGAGUAGAAUCUGGUAUUACAAGGAGAAAUGCUUCAAUGAGUGACAGGGCUGAACCAAAAAGGAAAGAUAAAGAGCUAAGUGCCGAGAAAAAUGAAAAAGAUAAAACCUCUUCUGAUGAGCAAGGAAGUUCUGGACCACCAAGUCUGACAUCACCAACUACUGCUCAGUUGUUGUGGGAUGAGCAAGAGAUAAAAUUGGAGAACGAGAAAGAGGAAGGGACAGUUGAAGGUAGAGAAGAGGGAGAAGUGGAGGAACUGGACUACGAUGAAAGCAUGGAAGACCUUGAUUUGCAUCCAGUGGGAAACAUUGAUGAAGGAGGUGGUGGUGAGGCACGAAAGCUCAGUACAAAGCAAGAUGAGAGACAAGGUACUGUAAACUGGGAUGAUCCUCAAGGAGAUGAAGUUGUGGAUAGGGCAUCUAGCAUCGAUGAUGAAAAUUUGCUAGAUACAGAAACUGAAGAACAGACCAUAGCCACAGAAAUUGGUGGUGAUGAAGAGGCUAGUGGAGAUGGAGAAGACAAGGGAGAUGUUCAUAUUAGCUCACCGAUACGUGUUUCUCCUCAUCGAAAGAAGUCCAGGAUAAAGUGUAGUCCUCGACAAAAAGAACAGGGAAAAGAUGAGACCAAAUUGUCGGUCAAAGAAAGGCUCUAUGUCAGCAAAAAUGCUAUAGAGGAGAAGAAGCGGCGUUUGGGUCGCCACACUGAUGAUACAUCUUCUAAGCUCCCUCGGUCUCUUGCAAAUCGACUCGGUCCUUCACCCGGUUUACAUGGCAGGGUUGGAAGGAGUGGUCACAAGGGCAGUGCACUGGCCAUUGCGGCCGAAUACAAAAGGAGGAAACAGGCUGGUGAAAUAUCUCCCCGUGAGGCUGCCCGUGCCACGAGGAUCACUAAAAGGAUCAAUGCUCCCGAAUACAGACCACUGAAGCAUAGGAAACCAGAGGAAAAGUCAGAGGAGAAUGAGCGAGAACUAGACAAGAAGAUUGAUUCCAUCAAAAAAAGAAAUAAAGCACUGGAAAAGCGACACAAAGAAAUAGAGAGGGACAAGCAGCUUUAUGGUUGAGGAGAACAAAUAAACCACACUUUUUUGCUUCACUGUGCCUUUGUAUCUUGCUUUCCAAUUGGGAAUAAUCAAUUAUAAGUUGUGCAAAACAAGCAGUAUGGCUGGUGCCAGUGCACACUGAAUCAGGCUACACUUGCAAUUCUGUCAGUCAUUUUAACCCCUGGCACACAUGCACUAAUAUACUUGGUUUGUAAGUACA